AUGAUAUCGGCGGGUCGAUUGGCGACUCGAUCCUUGUUCAACGCACGCUUGCCAACCUUUGUUACUGCGGCUGCAUAUUCGUCUGCUUCAACCCCCAACCCCAAGCCACCUCAAAAGACUGACGGACCAGAAGACAAAUGGAACUACAACGUUAACCCCUUCGAUGGAACCCUCAGCGAGGACCAUUUCAAUCUCAAACCGGUAGAUGCGAAUGCUUUGGAAGGCGCGAGUAGCCCUCCAGUCGGUGUGAGGAUGCUGGUGCGCGACUUCAUCGAAGACUCGCUGUACAAUCCGCAUUAUGGGUACUUUCCUAAACAAGCCACCAUUUUCGAUACUCAAAAGACGUCAUUCGACUUCUCUUCCUUUCGAGAUUCGGUCGAAUUUCAAGAGGAAGUUGCUCGAAAAUACGCUGCUUAUGGAGCGGACAAACAUGAUGGUCCCGGUCGCCAGCUGUGGCAUACCCCUACAGAACUUUUCAAGCCUUGGUAUGGUCGGGCAGCUGCUCAGUGUUUGGUUUCCGAGUACUUGCUGAAGUACUUCCCGUACGAAGAUUUCAUAAUCUACGAAAUUGGGGCUGGGAAUGGAACCCUAGCAAUGGAUAUCCUGAAUUUCCUUCAGGAAAGGUACCCAGACGUGUACGAACGAACUCGCUACAACAUCAUCGAGAUCAGUGGGAGUCUUGUUAAGCUUCAGAGAAAAAAGCUUCAAAGUCUUCACCCGUGUGUCAAAGUGAAUCACAAAAGCAUCUUUCAAUGGAAGACUCGAGAGCCCGCUCCUUGUUUUUUCAUCGCUAUGGAAGUCAUAGACAAUUUCGCACAUGAUGUGGUACGAUAUGAUCUGCGGACAUUGAAGCCAUACCAAGGUGUUGUCACCAUCAGUAAGGAAGGUGAAUUCGACAUGCUUUACGAGCCCGUUAGUGAUCCUUUGAUAUCCACGUUCUUGAAAACGCGUUCGCACCUCAAGCACAACCCACCUAUCAACCGACUCCUCCGAGCUUCUCCAGCCCUUCGAAGCCUUUACACAAACCUGCCUUUUGCCCCUAACCUUUCCGCAGUCGAGUAUGUUCCUACUCGGCUGUUAAAUCUUUUGCAGACCCUUCGAAACCAUUUCCCCCGACAUCGACUGCUUCUCUCCGACUUCUCCGACUUACCUGACACGAUCCCGGGAAUCAAUGCUCCCGUUGUUCAAACACGUUUCCGAAAUGUGACCGUACCUUGUUCAACCUUGCUUGUAAAGCAGGGAUACUUCGAUAUAUUCUUCCCGACAAAUUUUGAACGGUUGGCCGACAUUGGCCUUCCCGUGGGCGAAAGGAAGUCGAGUGUUUUUGAGCACUCUGAGUUUCUGGAAACGUACGCUGACCUUGGGAAAACUCAAGUGCGCAGCGGAGAAAAUCCGAUGCUUGAUUUUUACAAGAACGUCAAAGUCUUGUUCUAACUCAUAUGCGGAAUUCAUGGGGAUGUUCUCGUACGCAAAAUGUACAGAUAGUAAUGGAACGCCUCCCCGAGCUCUUUAAUCUC
Molecule: messenger RNA, 1517 nt
Organism: Laccaria bicolor S238N-H82
Lineage: Eukaryota; Fungi; Basidiomycota; Agaricomycetes; Agaricales; Hydnangiaceae
Exons: 4
Coding region: 1-1434 (477 amino acids)
Cellular component (GO): mitochondrion
Molecular function (GO): protein-arginine omega-N symmetric methyltransferase activity
Source: RefSeq, a predicted model, not a curated record